Salvelinus sp. IW2-2015 is the source of this 6613-nucleotide messenger RNA. Lineage: Eukaryota; Metazoa; Chordata; Actinopteri; Salmoniformes; Salmonidae. The record is from RefSeq and is a predicted model, not a curated record.
AGAGGAGUGUAGGAGAGAGCAGAUGGAGUCUAGCUGCAUGCCUGCUGGACUGAGCUCGCCGAGACGGUCACACACGCUUACUCACAACAAAGGCCACGACUGUCUGGGUGCUGUUGUCUCUAGACUCACUGGUGUGCUCCACUGAAUACAGACUGUGAAGAAGCUGAAAAGGCUGUGUGUUUGGAACGGAGCCAAUGACCAGGAGGCUAAACUGAAGGAGAAUAAGGCCACAGAGAAUUUAUUAAAAUGUGGGCCAGUUUCCCGGAGCCUCUCUCUGAAUUAUGGUGGCUCAUACUGCAGCCAUGCCGGACGUGAAGGCCCCUCCACCAUGUGACUACCCCUCAGCGGGCUGCUCCCCCGGCCAAGGCCACGGCCUCGCGGGCUACACCUGCACCGCUGGUCUCACCAUGGAUCGGGAGCCCUGCCUCAGCCUCACUGACUUCCCCCUGCCCCAACCCCUCUCUGGCUUCAGAGGCCACAGCGUACCUCCCUACCCACCAUACCCUGGCCAGUGCCCCUUCAUACCACGGUCUAACAGCAGUGCAUUACUCACUAACCUGGGGCUCCGGUACUGCUCCACCAACAGUGUGCAGCACCCACCCAGGGAUCCUGACUCUGGGCUGGAGUUGGGGUCAGGGUCAGGCCUGGGGCUGGACCCAGGGCCCUGUUGGAACAUGAACCAAGGCUGUGGAACUAGACUCUACCGCAGCAUGGAGAACUUGAACUGGAGUAAUUCUGUGUCUGUACCAGGCCUCUACUGUUCCCCGUAUUGUGCCCCCUACAGAGGCAGUGUGGACAGUGGGUUCAUCUUCCGCUGCACUGCCACCAGCCACUGGUACGAUGGGCCCUCGGAGGGGACAGGGCCCCAGGGCUACGGUCCUGAGAGCCUGGCGUUCUACCCCCACCCCCGCCUGGGGAGGGGCCUAGGGGGGUUGGGGAGGAAGGACCUGCCCCUCUUCCCCCAGUGGCUGUUCCCCGGCGCAGAUGACUGGGGGGUGAACGCUACCACCAAUGGCAGGAAGGAGCUAAGGGAGAAGCUCCGCCUCCAAAGCGCUCGAUCGGCAGCGGAACCCCUGAAGCCUCUUCGACCUCAGGUAACCCCAGGCAGUACCACUCCCAUCCUGAGGGGGUGCUCAGAGAGGGACUCAUCCACUCACCAGAGGUACGUUGGGAGACCCCUGUAUGUCCGGCACCUCACCAGCCCUGAGAAAAUCAAGCAGGAGGUUCUGAGACGCCUUCAGCUCCGCCGGCAGAACAGCACCCCAAACCUGGCCCUCCAUGCCUCCCUGGAGACCCCUCAGACCCCAGACAUGGCCAUGUCCUUCCCCACCGAGUCCAUCUCUGUCACUGGAAGAAGUGCUGAGCUCAUAGCCGAGCGUAAGAGGCCCCCUAUGGGCCGCCUGCACAUCCCUACCUUCAAGGAGUUUAAGAGGAUGAGACAGAGAGAGGGAGAGAGUGGACAGACAGAGAGCAGGAGUAAUGCUACUACAGUAACAACUAUAGACCAACCGCCAGAGACUGGCAGUGGAGAGACUCCCACAGCCAGCACUUUGCACUCAUCCUCUCCCAUCUUCACUGGCCCUACUCCCCAGCUAAAAGCCAACAUUCAGACCACAGUCUCUAACAAACCUAUAUGCACAGGCCCUACUCCCCGCUCUCCCCUCCAGCCCUCCAGUAAGACCCAGGGGAAGGGGACCAUGUAUCAUACCCAGGCCCAGGACAGAAGGCCUAAUGUGGGACUCAGUGUGCCUCAGGCCUCCCAGGUCCCCUUCCCUCCUCCACACAGGGAGAGUGCAGAGGGCCCCUCCAGCUGCUGCCCAGCCCUGCUCCUGGACAAGACUGACCUCUCCAGCUAUGGAGCCAAGAUGUACAAGAUGAAGGAUGGGUUCAUCGGCUCCGCCCUGGACCUCAUCAAGAAGAGCUGCAGUGCAGAGAUUGCAGCGGCGGAGGCCCCCGUCAGGCUGUCAGGUGACCAGGACGACAGCACUAACAUCGCUCCCCCACCAGAUUUUCAAUCCUCCACCGUCUCCAUGACAACCGCGACGGCCUGUGGAGAGGAGGCUUGCGACAAGCCUGCAGCAGGAGGAGGAGAAGAACUAACUGCAGAAUGCCAGCACUCUGGCCUGGGCUGCAGGCGCUCCAGCUCGGACGCAGCUUAUGAACCGGCCGAAUCGGUGAGGGCCCAGCGCGAGUGCCGCCUCCGGCCCCACUACAGCGACCCCAUGCCGGCCGACGCCGCCAAGCGCAAACAGCUGGAGAUGAAGAUCGCUGCCGCUGCACGCCUCCACAGCCAGCGACGGGACAGGGACAUCGCUCCUGCCUCGGUGCGGGUCCGUUCUGAACCCCGCGGUGAAGAGCGUCUAGGGAGUCUGGGUGUGACGCGUGGUGGACAGCACCGCUGGAGCACCGUGAGCAGCCUAAGUGCCGACAGUGGUGUGGUGGGCCUGUGUGACGACCGCGAUGAUGACGACGAACCCCGGAGAGUACACCACAGUGGAGGGGCCGAGGUGGAACGGGUGGACAGCGGGAUUGGACCCUGCCUGGCCCACGGCUGGAAGAGACCCUCUGCCUCUCUCAGGGCCUGGGAGGCCCAGAGACCCUGCCCAGACUGUGGCCAGAGAGACGGGCACGGGGUGGCCCGAACAGAGGGGGAGGGGACCAGUAUGUGUGAGCGCUGCUCCAAGCUGAGGACAGAGAGGAAGGAAGCCAUCUUGGAGUUCCUGAACACAGAGUCAAGUUAUGGGGAGGACUUAAGGAUCAUCAAGGAGGAGUUCUACUGUCCCAUGCAGAGCGCCGGGCUGCUGACCUCAGAACAGCUGACCGUGGUGUUCAGCAACGUUCAGGAGCUCAUAGACGUCAACGAACGCUUCACUGAACACCUGCAGGACAGCAUUGACCAGGCCUUCGACCAGGGAGAUGAGGACCUGCUAACAGUGUGCAUUGGAGAGAUGUUCCUGGAGUUUGUCAACAUGCUGCCAGCCUUCCAGACAUACUGCCUGCAGCAGUCCACCUCUGUCAACAUGCUCAACACCCUGGAGAAGGAGAAAGAACUGCUGAGGAUCUUCCUGGACGUGUCCCAGAAUGACAACACAGCCCUGCGGCGUAUGAACCUGCGCUCCUUCCUCAUGGCUCCCCUUCAGAGGGUCACCAAGUACCCCCUCCUCCUGAGCCGCAUCAGCAAGGUCACCAUGGAGUGCCACCCCGACCAUGGCCGUCUCCGAGAGGCCAAGAGCCGUGUGGAGUCUCACCUGGAGCACAUCAACAUGAAGACCAAGCAGGAAGGAACCCUGACCUGGACUCUGCGUUCCUUUCGCCGCGACAGCCGCAAGAACCGCGAGGUCAUUAACAUCGAGAUGCGGGAGAUGUCCAUGAAGACUGUGGGCUGGGCCAGGGAGAACACACGCUUCGUCAUGGAGGGGCCCCUGCAGCUCUCCCAACCUGCAGACGGACAGUGGGUAAAGAAGGGCAGUAAAGGCCUCAAGUUCCAGAACAUCCAGAGUCUGUUGAUGGUGCGUACGCAGAAGCCUGGAGAGGGUCUGUCUCAGACGGACAGCGAGGCCAAGGUGGAGGAGCAGGAGCACGGUGUGUGGGACGGUGUGCUGGUGCUCAUCAAAGACAAGAGCAGUGGGAAGUUCACCGUGCUCAGAGAGCCCAUCCGCCUGGCCAACUGUGUGGUGUCGGCCGACCCUGACUGCGAGGACACCUUUGAGGUGCUGGACAUACGUAAGGAGGCCUUUGUUUUUAGGGCCUCGGAUAAACCCCGCACCCAGCAGUGGUUCCGGCAAAUCAAGAGGUAUACCCGUGACCUGGGACCGUGGAGGAAGAGGCGUAACGCGCUCCCCAAUAUUAUGAUGAACACAAACCAGGGCAGGUCCUGAGACUGAGGGACACCGUUUCCCUGGCUGGAUACCAGUGUAAAUAGAUGUACUACUACUGCAAAAAGAACUGACCAUGCUUCUGGAUGGUGGAGCGAUUUGUUUCUGAAGAUUUAGGGUGGGGUUUGUGAGGUUCCAUGUUAUGAUGAGGAUAGCACUUUUUUCUAAGAAAAACUGCAAUUGCACCAUACUGUAACGAAACGUAUGAAGGUAUAGUUUUUAGCUUCUGUCUAAAAAUGAUCAACCACUUGGAUGACCAAAAAAGGAGACUUGGUUGGGAACACUGCUGGCCUUGGUUGUCAAAACUGUUUGCUCUUGAAGAAAGAGAUGUUUUCAGUAUACUGACUGACUGGUGUCUGUGUUGAAAAGCAUGGUUGAAGUUGAUGAUUGAAAAAACAUGACUCUGUAAUGCUAAUGAAAAUGCACAAAUGAGUAAAAAACUACUGUUAAAUUAUACAAUGGGGACUUGGACUACAGCUUAGUAAAAAAAGACAGGAACUUUUAUUUUACCUGACUAAGGUAAGUCAAAAUCACUGGCCUCUUCCCCCUUUCUUUUGCCCUCUGUGUCAGUAGCAAUGUCCACUGCCAGCAGAGAUGCGAGAAAUGGCAUCCAGUCAGUCAGUGACUUCCUAUUAUGAAUGCUGUGCAGACAGUGUCUGUCAGACAGUUUGAACCCAGGGUUGUGGACAUACUUGUAUCAGAGGAGGCUGGUGGGAGGAGCUAUAGGAGAACAGGCUCAUUGUAAGCGCAUAAAUGGAAUGAAUGGAACGGAGUCAAACGUGGUUUCCAUAUGUUUGAUGUGUUCGAUACCAUUCCAUGUAUUCUAGCCAUUACAAUGAGCCUGUCCUCCUAUAGUGCCCCCCACCAGCCUCCACUGACUUAUAUCACUGUGCUGGGUGGGCUCAAGUCACAAAGAAGCAAUAAAUUGUGCAAUUUUAGCUAUUUAUUUUAGUUUCUCCACAUCUGGUCAGACUUCGUAAUUAUGGGAAAUCGAGAGCUUAUUAUUCCACCUAUGACUGGAAGUGAUGUUAUUGACACAAAUGAGCUACAGAGGUUAGGCCCUAGAAGAAUGUGCACUUGAACUUCAAGCCUAGGCCUGGUUUGGCCCCUACCAGUAUUGUCAACUGUUUAUUCAAACUCUCAAAGCCUUUACCUGUACCUGAAUGUGGUAGUACAGCAUGGCCAAAGUGGAGGUGGAAAGGCCUCAAACACGGGUCAACCGGACCAUGAGUUUAGUAGCUAAAGCUGACAUAGUAGCGCCAGUCAAAUGUCUUCACGGUGUGCUGUUCCAUGACAAUCAGAUGGGGAAAUUGUGAGCUUUUGUUCCUUGGGUUUUUAUUUCACUCUAAAUGAACAAAAAGCAUUUCUUCUGUUGCCAGUCACAGUAAUGUUGAUAAAACUUUGAGUAUCUGGAAAUGGUCAUCAAGUCAGACUGCCCUCUGCCCAUAGGUAGCAGCAGAAAGACACUUAAAAAGCCUGCUUACAUAGCCUGGUUAUACCAGUGUGAACACUGCAUUCACCAAUCUGAAAUUUAGUGAAAUCUUUUUGGAUGCCAGAAUUUACAGGCAGUUCUAAUCCCUCCAUCGACUGCUAGUGUUACUACAUUAUGUCAUAGUUUACCUGUGCCCUUAUCUCAAGUGUGACUUCCCUUCUCCUAAAAUCUGUUUUUGUGUCUGAUGUUUCUGAAGGCACUUUAUAAUUAAGACUACAAAAUAGAUCCAUAUUAUGGUGCGACUGUCACUCUUCAACAACGCUAUCUGCCAAUCAUGAUUUCAAAAGCUUUAUUCUGUUGGUUGUGUUGUUUAUUCACAGAACUCUUUAUGUUAGGGAAACAUAUAGGACCACAGCUGACUACAUACAGCAGGUCAAGGCAAUACUUCUUAUCAAACAAAUCUAACCUCCAUAUACUGUUUAGUCUGAUUAUGUUUAGUCCAGGAGUAGCAUAGGUCAAGGAGGUAGUGAAUCACUGUUUUUGGACAGAGAAUGAUGUACGGAGUAGACUACUGCCUGUCUCUUACUGUUCAUCACCUUCCAAUGGCGCUAACACUGUUACAAUCAUAGAAUUAGAAUCUCAUUCUAUUUCUAUUGUUUGAAUUCUUUCAGCUUCCAUCUUGUUCCACUAAAUGAUUACUACCGUAUAUGGGAAGACCAAUGCUGUGUAAACAUUUUGAAAAUAUCCUAGACCUGCUCGACUGUCAAAUGUUUUUCCUCUGCAUUUUAGACCUAAUGUCAUAUUUCCUUUAUGUAAGAUUUUGUGAAUUAUAUUAAAAAAUGACAUGUUAAAUACAUUUUUCUUUGUACUUUACCCAUUUCCACUUAUUGCUAUACAUUGUGCUUUGAGUCAUCAGGUAAGUCAUAUUCUGAAAUAGUGAAAGAGGUGUUCUUGUAUGCUAAUAAGGCGUGGUUAAUUCAUAAAAGGAACAAGGCAAUUAUUGGACUUAGGUGUUUGGACAGAAGUCUCGCUUUACGAGAGCAAUCAGUGAAAGGUGCUUCUUUGACACCAACUAGGACAAAUUCAACAAAACACCAUUAGCUAGAAAUAUUUACUUGGAACAUUUUAAAAUUCAGAAAUAAAAUACAAUAUUCCUUUAAAUCAGAUGGAAUUGUUUGUAAGCAAUCACAAAUACACUUUUUACAAAAACAAAAAAAGCGCAUAGGAAAAAGUGCAACAAUACAGUAAAUUAUAUUUACUACAAUUCAACUACAGUACAUACGCAUUAGAGGCAUAGAAGUUGGCC